UUCUCCCUUUUCUUUAUUUUUAUUUUUUAUUUUUUAUUUUCUGGGUGAACCCAGUGUUGCUUGCGUCUCUCUUAAGAAUUUACCAAAUUAAAAAAAAAAAGAAUAAAUAAAUCCUCCUUCUUGUGUUCUGCUUCUUCCUCUUAAGUCUCCUUUCCUCAAUGUAUUCUUGAAGUACUUCAGGCAUUUUGCCACAGAGCUCCAGCUCCCUCCAUCAUCAAGAAGCUGUAGAGCUAAGAACCCAUCAAACCUCACAAUCCAUCUCUCUCUCUCUCUCUCUCUCUCUCUCUCUCUCUCUCUCUCUUAGGAAAAUAAGCAAUGAGGGCCAAAACCCCAUACCCGAUGAACCUGAAACUCCUCCUGCUCUGCUUCUUCUUCUUCCUCCUCCUCUGCUUGAUUCUGCGAUCCAGCUUCUUGUCUUCCCAACAAAACCCAUCCCCCGUCAAAAACGCCCAAACCCACCCAAUCUCCAACUCAACCACCGCUCCUCUGGACCCCCAACCCCAAUCGAUCCCCUGCGAGCCCCUCACACCCACCUGCACCAAAAUCACACCCUCCCUCGCCCACACCCUCAUCCACUACGCAACCUCCAACAUUACCCCACAGCAAACCCUCAAAGAAAUUUCCGUCAGCGCCAGAGUCCUAGAGAGGAAAUCCCCCUGCAACUUCCUGGUGUUCGGCCUCGGCCACGACAGCCCCAUGUGGACGGCGCUCAACCACGGCGGCCGCACCGUCUUCCUCGAAGAGGACAAGGCGUGGAUCGACCAGAUCAAGGAGCGAUUGCCGGGGCUGGAGUCGUACCACGUCGGGUACGACACCAAGGUGAGCGAGGCCGAGGGGCUCAUGAAGAUCGGGAGGGAGGAGGAGUGCAGGGUGGUGGGGGACCCGAGAUUGUCCAAGUGCGGGCUGGCGCUGAAGGGGUUUCCGGCGGAGGUGUACGAGGUUGAGUGGGAUUUGAUAAUGGUGGACGCGCCGACGGGGUACCACGAGGCGGCGCCGGGGCGGAUGACUGCGAUCUACACGGCGGGGCUGAUGGGGCGGAACAGGGAGGAGGGGGAGACGGAGGUGUUCGUGCACGAUGUGGAUAGAGCGGUGGAGGAUGAGUUCUCAAAGGCGUUUCUUUGUGAAGGGUACUUGAGGGAGCAGGAGGGGAGGCUCAGGCACUUCACCAUUCCGAGUCAUAGGACUCGGUUGGGUCGACCCUUCUGCCCUUAAAAUAUGCUUUUCUUUCUUUUUCUUCUGUCUGGAUUUUGGUUCCAUGUUAAGAGUUCAUUUUCAGCUUUUUCAUUAGCUUGUGUUAUAUAUAUUUGACAGGAUUUUAUGACUUUAUAUUCAUUUAUUUUUGAAUAACUGAGAUUUCAAUCCUUCAAUUAA
Molecule: messenger RNA, 1371 nt
Organism: Malania oleifera
Lineage: Eukaryota; Viridiplantae; Streptophyta; Magnoliopsida; Santalales; Ximeniaceae
Product: glucuronoxylan 4-O-methyltransferase 3-like
Exons: 1
Coding region: 316-1212 (298 amino acids)
Biological process (GO): xylan biosynthetic process
Molecular function (GO): glucuronoxylan 4-O-methyltransferase activity
Source: RefSeq, a predicted model, not a curated record